UUUAAAUCAGAAAACAAAAGAAAAAACAGAGCAAGUAGAGUUACGUUGCAACAGUUUUGGAGAUCUCCCAAGUACAAACUGCAAAGAAAAGUCUCUUGUUCUUCUGUUCCCAUCGAAUGAGCAAUACAAAAAACAUCCACAAAGGGUUACUAGAGAGGUUUUUAGAUCUUCUCUUGAUCGCUCUUAUAAUUUUCAUGACUCUAAAAGGCGGCACGAGUGGAGCUUGUGCCGCGUGCAAGUACCAACGUAGACGAUGCGCCGCGGAUUGCCCCCUCGCGCCUUACUUCCCAGCCGAACAACCGAAACUCUUCCAAAACGUUCACAGGCUAUUCGGCGUAAGAAGCAUCGUCAAGAUCCUAGAAAAACUCGACGAAACUCAGAAACCAGAAGCCAUGAAAUCAAUCAUCUUCCAGUCUUAUGUCCGUGACCGUUCUCCUGUAUACGGCUGCCUCGGCGUCACGCAACAGCUUCAAUACAUGAUAUGGCUUGCUGAAGAAGAACUCAAAGCUGUCAAUUCUCAACUACAACUCUAUCGCUCUCAACCACAAAACGGCCAAAAUCAAAAUCAAAACCAUAAUAAUCAUAAUCAGAUGAUUCAUGAGCUUGGUGGUGAUAAUAAGCAGCAAGAAGAUGUUACAUCGCAGCAGCUUGAUUUGGGAAUGGGACUAAACGUUCACAAUAAUCAGAGCAAUGUUGUUACACCAUUCUUUAGUCCAUUAUUACCAGUAUCUGAAACACAACAGCCACAAAUGUCUUACACUUAUAGUUGCAGUGAGGUUAACAACAAUGGCUAUAGUCCUCCUGCUUACAAUACAGAUUCAGGCAAGGAGAUUCUGACCAACAACAAUAAUGUUUGGGGUGGUCAGAAUCGAUUUCUGUAUAACGUCAACAAUGGAGGAGGAUUUAGCAACCAAAACGAGAGCUGUCACGAGAUGAAGAGUAAUAACGGUGUAAUGGCAAUACAAUCACAGCUCGUAAAUCUGCAAAUGGCAUCAAAUCAUCAGCAAGUGGAAGAAGAUGAAGAUGCUCAUGAAUACGAUGAAAUCCAUCAGUUUCUUGAAAUCAUUGACGAUAGGCAAUCAUUUGCGGAUUCUAAAGAAGCGUACGCGUCAAGCUCUGGUGGAUCGUUGAAAGAACAGAUUGAUGAAAUUGGAGAGAAUGAAUUGAGAAGUGCUGCUACUUGCUUUAGUCUAACCAGUAUGAAUUGAAUUGAUUUCUCAAUUCAUGAUUCCUAUUUAUAAAAAGACUUCAGCAAUUCAUGUUCUUCGAAGUUUUGUUUAUUCUAAUCUUUUGUUGACACUUUUUAAUUUCAGCGUUUCUCUGUUUGUUUUUUUAUUUAUUUAUAUAAUAAGUAUCUAUCUCGAAUUUCCUUCUAGGGUUAAUGAGUGAACUUGAAUAUUAGAGCAUCUCCAAUGCCCAUUUCUAUAAUUUCCUCUAUUUUAGAGGCAUAUAAUGGAGCAAAAUCUCCUCUAAAAUAGAGGAAAUUAUAGAGAUGGGCAUUGAAGAUGGUCUAGUGCAACAUAACUCUACUUGCUCAAUUUUUUCUUGGUCUUUUAACGGUUAAUCAAGGGACGUCACUUCUCUGCACAAGAGACAAUCGAUGAAGCUAAAAACCGGCAUGGCUGAGUGAAGAAGAGAGUCACGAGACUAAUGUUAAUGUUGCAUUACCUCCCGAGAUCACUCACAUUACUCAGGUAAUUAGACUUUCACUUCUUUAUGAAACUCUAAAAUGUAAUGUUGAUCUUGUGUUGAACCUGGAAGAAAUCAAGAAACUGGGUGUGGAUCUUGAGAGACAGAUUAGGAGAAGUUGGUUGGGUUGGAGUGAUAAGCUAGGAGGCACGUGAAUAAGCAUAGAAGGCAUGUGAAACAGAGUUAAAACAGAGCAAGAAGAAACAGAUUGUGUAACCGCUUGAGAGUCUAGUGAGUUGUAUAUAAAUAGAGAUAGAAGAGUAUUGAAGAAGUUAUGCAUGUAUUGAUGUGUGUGUAACAAACAUAUGUUUUUUUAAAGGAGAGAUAGGAGAUCUCUUGAACAAAUCUCCAUUGUUAGGAUGCUUGAGUUUGUAUCUUGGAUUGAGAAGUGAUAAGAGAGAAGAGUUCAUAGCUUCAAACCUA
Arabidopsis lyrata subsp. lyrata is the source of this 2112-nucleotide messenger RNA. Its product is annotated as LOB domain-containing protein 27. Bases 117 to 1208 code for a protein of 363 amino acids. The record is from RefSeq and is a predicted model, not a curated record. NCBI's taxonomy places the organism in Eukaryota, Viridiplantae, Streptophyta, Magnoliopsida, Brassicales, Brassicaceae. The transcript is spliced from 3 exons.